Mucor velutinosus is the source of this 432-nucleotide messenger RNA. RefSeq lists its product as uncharacterized. Lineage: Eukaryota; Fungi; Mucoromycota; Mucoromycetes; Mucorales; Mucoraceae. The record is from RefSeq and is a predicted model, not a curated record. The coding region runs from base 1 to 432 and encodes 143 amino acids. The transcript has a single exon.
AUGGUCUCUUUCACCUUAUUCAAGUCUGCUUCCAUCUUGGCUUUUGCUGCUGCCAUGGUUUCUGCUGCUCCUACUUCAUCCAAGGACAAGUGUAAUGGAUUUCAUGUUACUGCACCCAAUACCUAUUUCAAGACAACUGCAGGCCAAUGUUAUCAAGUUUCGUAUGACUUUGGCGGCAACCCACCUUCAGAUCGCUCCUGGGUCUCUGUUGAUCUGUACGAAUACAAGACCGACAAAUUCAUUGGCAACCUGAUCAAUAAGGUAAAGGCUGACGGCAUCUCCACGCCUUGGUUCAAUGUUGAUCUGGGUAAAUAUCACAAGUCGGGUGAUUACUAUUACCUUGUUACCUACGGUGAUAGUUGCAAGCCAAUCAAAACACCCUACUUUUACGUCGAGUACAACAAGAACUCUCCACCAUCUAAAUGCAAUUAA